AUGCCUCGGCCAGUCAAAACGGCCCUCCAUCAAGCAGUUCUGGAUCAACGGAUUCACCAAGUGCGACUUCUAGUGCGACAAUUUCCUCACUUGUUAAAUAGCCGUGAUAUGUACGGUCAAACCCCCUUAACGGUCGCCUGUAGACUGGAAGAUGAAGAAGUCUGCAACAGAAUAUCGAAGAUUCUUAUUUCGGCGGGGACUGAAGUCGACAUUCAAGAUAACCACCAGCGAUCAGCUUUAAGUUAUGCUGCUCAGAAAGGGAGACCUGUCAUUGUCCGGCGCAUCCUAAAGCGAGAUAUUUUUAUGAACUUGUCCGAAACGGACAAAGAUGGUAAUACGCCACUUCACUUGGCAGCUGAAGCUGGGCAGCCAGACAUCGUGGAUAUCCUAUGUGAACAGCGUUCUCUCCCUUAUUCUCCCUCCUUCUAUCGCCCAAUCUACUUCUAUCGCCCUCUCUUUCUCCGUCUUCUUUUAUUUAUCUUCUAUCCUUUUUCUUCUUUUUUAACUGUCUUUUUCACUGUUAUCUAUUACUCUUUUUUUCUCACAUUUGUGUUCUCUCUCAUCCACUUCUUUCUUUCUUUCUUUCUUUCUUUCUUUCUUUCUUUCUUUCUUUGCAUAGCUUUUUCGUCCUCGCUUUCCUUUUUCUCUCGUCUUUCUCUCUUUUUAUCUAUUUACUUUUUCUCUUUUUCGUCCUCGCUUUCCUUUUUCUCUCGUCUUUCUCUCUUUUUAUCUAUUUACUUUUUCUGUUUUUUCCAUUACUCUUUCUUCCCUAAUUUUUUCUCAAUCCUGUUAUCUCUCCCUUCCACUUUCCCUUUCUUUCUUUCUUUCUUUCUUUCUUUCUUUCUUUCUUUCUUUCUUUCUUUCUUUGCAUUCCUUUUUCGUCCACACUUUCGCUAUUUUUCCUUUUCUCUCUUUCUCUUUUCAUUGUUUUUUUUCUUUACAGUUUUCUUUCAAUCUUUUUCAACCUCUCACUUUUCUUUCGCUCUUCCGUUUUUCCGUUUUUUCUUUCUAAACACGUAG
Molecule: messenger RNA, 1020 nt
Organism: Acanthosepion pharaonis
Lineage: Eukaryota; Metazoa; Mollusca; Cephalopoda; Sepiida; Sepiidae
Source: the annotation of a GenBank genome assembly